Messenger RNA from Athalia rosae (coleseed sawfly), 4616 nucleotides. Its product is annotated as zinc finger protein 761-like. Gene Ontology annotation, cellular component: nucleus. NCBI's taxonomy places the organism in Eukaryota, Metazoa, Arthropoda, Insecta, Hymenoptera, Athaliidae. Gene Ontology annotation, biological process: regulation of transcription by RNA polymerase II. The transcript has 3 exons. Gene Ontology annotation, molecular function: DNA-binding transcription factor activity; RNA polymerase II cis-regulatory region sequence-specific DNA binding; zinc ion binding. The record is from RefSeq and is a predicted model, not a curated record. The coding region runs from base 140 to 2014 and encodes 624 amino acids.
ACGGAAUUCAAUUCGUAUCGGUCGCCCAGGUGGUGGCUCCCCGCGAACUUUCAGUGGAAUGCACUGUGAAAUGUGCAACUGUCAGAUGUGCAGAUGACACUUCAUGGUUUGUUUAUAAAUUAUUGGUUGUUCUGGCACAAUGUUUAUCGUCACCAAGGAAAUAGAUAGCGAGAAUAUAAGCAAGUUGUGUCGAACUUGUUUGAGGGAAGACGGUGAAAAAAUGGUUUGCCUAUUUGUGGGUCCAGCUGGCUCAUCGCUCGCUGCUAAACUUAGAUCUCUGUCUUGCUUGGAGGUCUGGCAAGGGGAUGGGUUACCUGAAAAAAUGUGUGAUAGAUGUGUAACGAGAGCUGAAUCAGCGUUGCUGUACAGAGAACAAUGCAGAGCCGCCGAUAGAGCUUUGAGGCAAGCUGCUAUCAAGGUCUCGGGGUUAACUUCAUACACAACUGUAUCAGGCUGCAAACUAUAUCAGCAGAAUCAAGGAUUUGUACCUAUUCAGAACUCUCAGAAAACUUUAAAAUGCAUUGAGUGUGGUGCUGUGUUUGUGAAUUACCAAGAACUAUGUGAACACAGCAGGCUACAUGUGCCUUCUGUACAGAACACAACACCAGUUCAACACAUGCAUAUAGUUGAGCCCCAGAAUAAUUAUUUCAACAUCAACAAUUUAAAUAGCAAUUUGGUUGUUGAUGACGUACAUGGUGUGCAAAUUCCUUCUUUGUUGAGAUCAAAUUCAAUGAAUGGUACACCAGUAGAUAAUGAGGAGCCAAGUCGGGCAGCUUGUGCACUGCAUUGCUCCCUAUGUAAUCACACCUUUACAAACAGGACUCAAUUGAUAAGCCACAAUUUUACUCACAGUUCUGAUCACAUGGAUCUUUCCUCUGGCGAUAAUACUAAUAUAGAGGUAAGUGAGGACUCCAAUCAAAUUGCCCAAAAUUUGAGUUAUGAUAGAACAGUCACUCAUGUGGGAGAAGAUUCUAUUCAGAAUUUAUCUUUCCCGAGGGAAAUUGCGGUCAAUGAUACAAGAAAACUGAGGAAUCUUAAUUUCUCAGCAAAUAAUACCCUGAACGACCUCCAAGAGAACAGAAACCGAUCUUUCCAAUGCCUUGAGUCAAACGGGAUUCAGAUUUCUGAAAACCUGGCAUUCUCUAAAGUGUCUGAAAACAGUUUAAACCAUCAACCAAACGAGUCCGAAUUGAAUAUGACAGAUGGCUCAAUUGCCAAGGACAAAAAACAUAAAUGUAGUUUAUGCCCUAAAUCUUUUGCUCAAAAGUCCAAACUGAUGACCCAUCAGUUUUCCCACACGGGACAGAGACCCUUCAAGUGUACAAUCUGUGAAAAGGCAUAUGCCUCGAAAAGUAAAUUGAAUGCCCAUGUUAGACUACAUACUAAAACAAAUGUGCACGUUUGUACAAUAUGUAGCAAAACUUUUGCAUUUGCCUCAUAUCUAGAAGAUCACUUAAAAUCACAUAAAUAUGGUACAGGAAAGUUAAAUACGUUAAAAGAAAGUACCUUUGACUGUGCCAUUUGUGACAAGAAAUUCCGUUUCAUUAAAAACUUUAAAGCGCACUUGCGGCUCCAUACAGGUGAAAAUUUAGUUCAGUGCGAGUAUUGUGAUAAACGAUUUAGCCAGAAAUACAAUUUGAAAGUACAUUUAGAGUCUCAUAAAGAUUUAAAAGCGUAUAAAUGUGAAUUUUGCGAAAAAUGUUUCAACCAACAUGGUAAUUUGGUGGAGCACCUCAGAAUUCACAAUAAAUUAAAGCCAUACAAAUGCGAUUUAUGUGGCAAAUGUUUCUCUCAAUCGAGUCAUUUGAGGAAUCAUAAAAUAUCCCACAACACUGAAAGAGAACAUUCUUGCAGAUUGUGUGGUAAAAAGUUCAAGCUGGCCAGUCAUUUAAAGAGGCACUUGGACCUGCACACUGGUAGAAAAUCCUACAAAUGUGCUCAGUGUAACCAAAUGUUCUCUCAGUCUUUCAGCUUAAAGAGACAUUUGAAGCGGCAUGCGGAUAUUCACAUUUGACUUAGUUUAAAUUAAUUAUAGAUCAAUUUCUAUGUUUAUUCAAUUGAUACUGUGAUAAGUAGUCUUGAUUAGCUUUUUUUACUUCUAAUUUUGACAUUGCAAUCUAGAAAUAGCCUGGAAUUAUUUAUUUAUUUUAUAGACUCUGAAGUUGAAAACACGACCUUUGCCUCUAGAUAAGAGUUUUUUGUGCCAAAUUCCAGUGAUCACUAUUAUACGCGACGAUAGUGUAAUAUUAUUAGUAUUAAGUACUAAACAAUAUUUUACGCUAUCAAUAAUUGCUGUUUCUGCAAUCAGCGCUAUAAAUUCGAUCAAGAUCAGAUAAUUCCCCAAUUGAUCUAAAAUUCUGUGAGUAAUUAGUGUUGAUGUAGUCGUGAAGAUAUGGAACCUGUCCCUCAGCUGUCCUUCAGUUAUUGAUAACGGGGGUAAAAUGCGGAUAAUGUACCCAUGUGCUAGCCUGCUCAAUAAUCCAGCAUCUUUUAACCUGAGGUAGAGAUUCCACCCAUCAGAAAACUCUACGUAAAUCAUAUUAUUUAUGGAAAUUCAUACAUAUCAUUGUCAUAUAAGCACGACAGCAGAUAAUAUAUUAGCGUCCGCGGCAGAUAGGUUUGAAAAUAUUGCCUAAUCCGGUCAUGGUGAUUUGAGAUUCGUGAAUUUUUUAUACAGAAUUGACCAAGGGAAAUAUACUGCGCAAUCUACUUUGCCGCUUAUUUGUAAGGGGAUUCUUUUUCCGUGGAAAUUGCACCGCUAUCGUGUCCAUGUGUAUGGAAAGAUGAUUCACCAUCUGCAAAAGCAUGUGUAUCGAUUUGUUAUACCAGCAUCUGCCCCUGCUUAGUCAGACACAUACACGUCUUUGCACCCGCCGACUAUUUCAGAGCGAUUGAUUUUCAUGGGAUUAAUGAAAGCCCUAUGUGCCUUUCCGGGCUGCGGGGAAUAGGGGUGAAACCGUUCAGGCAAAAUGAUGAAAUUAAAAAACGAAAAUUAAAGUCGUAUAGCACUGAAAGACGAGAAACUAUCGCCUACCGGUGAAAUUUCCGAUUCAAGCGAAAUGCAUAUCUGCACCUGACAUAUUUUUGAUGAAAAUUCGCCUAGCAUUUACUGCCACGAAAUUCGUGAAAAUUAAAAAUUCUCGAUAGUUCUAUCGGAAAGGUCACAAGAUUAAAAGACAAAUGAUGCGUAAAAUGGCAUAUGCAUUGCGGCAAUGAAAAAAAAAAAGAUAAAGUAUCUCAGAAGUUGGGGGUUCGGAUGCUGCAGAGCAGAUGAGGGAUUAAAUCUGACGCACCCUUGUUGACGAGGAUCCCGGCGAGAAGCCCUCCCCCCGUUAUUUCCGAGACAAUGUCCCUUGGCAAUUUCUCUACUUCCUCCCUCAAGAUUUUACCCAAGUUCCCGCAAGUUUUUCCUUCUCAAGUAUCUUCAGUGCCUCUAACGCUACCCCCAUUGGGCUUCCCCCAAAUGUACUUCCAUGAAAUCCGGUCUUCAGUUCGAGAAUGAUCGGUGAUAAAGAAAAGUAUAAGAAAACACCACUAUACACUACUAUCAUUCUUACUUAUAACAAGCUCAACCUACAAUAAAAAUCAUGGAAAACUUUUAUCGCUUAGCACCGCUAGAUAUUAUCACCUGAAAUAUAUUCCUGGUUAUUUCUACGUAAUCCCGCAAUAAAUAAUCAAUCACUGGAAUAUAUGUUAUCAUGUGAAAUUAUUGAGAAAGUUUUUCAACUCAUAUGAUUACUCGGCAAUAAAUUUGAAAACGUAAAUAAAAUUAAUCUAGGGUACCUGGUCGUCGGCAAGAGCACCAGUAACGGGAUACAUUCCUCUGGAAAAAGUUUUGCUCGCGAUCAGGAAAUCAAGUCGUUGAGCUUCGUAAUCGACUGCCAAUCCGUCCCUAUAGUUUUUCCCUGUCCUGUUUGCAUCUCACCAACUAUCCAGAAGACGUUAUACUAGGUACAAGGCUCCCUAACUCCUAUUAUAUAGGUAUCCAUUUUACGCUUAAAUUUGACAGAAUUCUAUAAGUUGAACAGAUAUGAACAAACAAUAUGCUCAUCCUCGAGAUUUUUGCAGGAGUGCAACUUUUUCAAUUUCAUCGGAUUCGCUAAACUGCUCGCCUGCUCGCUCGCUCGGUUGUAACAUACACAAGAAUUAAUGUCGGUGGAUUUUUACAGCGGUAAACGAGUACAGUAGCUACGAUAGAACGCCGAGGGUGGUCUGCAAAAUGAGAGCAUUUUUUUCUCUCUUAUUUAUGUUUUUCACUGUAUUCAGAUGAGUAUAUGUGUAUGUAUAUUGCAAAGACGGUACGUCGAAUCUGGAGCCGGGAGAUAAAAUUUCUAUGGGAUUUCACGCGCCGUUCAGACAGCGAUAUUUAUACACACCCCUAGGUAUAAUACUAAAAGUUUCGGAGCUUCGUGGAACGUCAUUAAUAAUAACUUACUGGAUUGACAGCUACGAAAUUCUCGUAUCGUAUCUGGAGGAAGUUUAAUCGCGAGGGACAGUCGGGACGUGGCCGUACGUCAAGUCAAUUUCAAAAUCACUUUUAAAACAGGCGCGACUAGCAAUACCCCAUCGAUUUCCACCCUUCCGUACCUAUAUACACAACACGCCCCUACUCAACU